AUGCGGCGCGAGGCGCUUGCGGUGGUCCGUGCGACCUUGAUGAACAAGACGUCCACCGAUGCGGCCGUGAGCUUGAAAGAGAGCGAAGAUCAAUUCCUCUUUUUACAAGCGCUUCGACGCCGACCUAUCUCGCGCCACCACGUCGCCCUCCACAAUCGCGGAGUCGCUCACAUUGGCGACGACCGACCGAUCACGACGCCGCCAGAUGCGUCCGACAUGGACGUACUCAGCAUGGACCGCAACUCGAUGAUGUGCAAGGCUGUUGUGAUUCUGUGGCGCCACCAUGUGCGUAUGCGGGCUUGGCGGAAAUGGACGCUUGUCGCGGCCGCUGAGACCAAGCGUCUACGCGAACUGCACCUUCGGCAGCUACGCGACGAAGCGAUGACGCUGCUCCGUCAGUCAUCGCCCACCUCGUCCUUUGACGCUGACACCAUGGCGACGCUUCUCGAGUGGGCCAAGCAGCUUCACGGCAAGAUUUUUCAGGAUGUAUCCCACGAGCAGCUGCAAGACAUUGUCUCGCACAUGACGCUGCAGCACGUGCCGUGCCACGAGUGUUUGUUUCUCGAAGGCGACAUUGGCCACGGGUACUAUGUGCUGCUCUCGGGCGCAGUGUCGAUCUACGUGGGUAUGCCCGCGACAACGACCUUGCGGCUCGUCCAAGGGCGAUUCCCAGCGCUGGAGGCCAUUCGUCACGACCCCGCCUUGCUUGGCGUGUACAAAUAUGACAUUCUCGAAGGAGACGGCUUUGGCGAGGUUGCAAUGUUCAGCAACGAGCGGCGCCGCACGGCCUCGGCAUUGGCCAGUCGCGCGUGCGACGUGGUUGAAAUUCCCAAAGAGGUGUACGACCGGACGCUCCGAAAAGCGCAGCUGACAGCAUAUCGCACGGCGCAGGCCAUGGCCUUCCUGCCGACCGUCGAUAUUUUUGCCGACUGGGUGCAUGCCAAGCUCGCAACGCUCUUUGGUCUUCUCGAUCGGCGGCAAGUGUCCUUUGGCCAGCACCUCUUGACCCAAGACAAGCCCAUCACAGGUGUCUACUUCAUCUUGUCGGGGCAAGUGCACCUCGUGCAGUCGUGGACGACGCCCGCGAGCGAUGUUAAGCCGUCAACGACGCUACCGAUCACGGUCGAUACGGUCGGUCGUCGCGGGAUCGUCGGCAUCCAAAGCUUGGUCGAACCGCUGCGAAAACGGAGCAAGUACGCAGCGCUCGCCGCGUCGGAUUCGGUUGAGUGCUUCGCCGUGCCUUUGGGACACUUGGACACGUUUCGCGGACUGCUUCAGUCGAGCAAUUUAGCGCAUUUACGUGAUACGUGGCACGCGCUCGAGGCGGCGCGGGCAGCGCGUUUCGAGCAUGCGAUCUCGGUACUGCAAACAAACACGACCGCACUUCCACCCAAACCAACGCCUGUGGCGCCAGAGACCCCGGGGUGGACCCCGAAACUGCGGUUUGAGCGCGAUAAAGGACCGGCUACGCUACCGCAAAUGACGUCUCUCGCCGGCAAAAAGUUUGUGUUUCACGAUUUCGACUUGCUCGCAACAAAAGAGCCCACGUACCUCGCGUCAUCGUCACUGCCAAAGAUGACGCACGUCGCCAAGCCACCGCUGCGCAAGGACGAGUGCGCCAAAGUCGCGGCCUUGCAUUUGCGCGCGUUUGAAGCGCACCUGUGGGACACGGCGCCAAAAGCGUCACCGACGAAACCCGACGAUGUCCGGCGCCCCGAGCGCCCGCCGCUGCCGCCCUUUGCACGCAGCUUGGCGACGACCCGGUUAAAGGCACGGGCUGUCGCGGCCGAGCACACGUCGUUUACAAAGGCGCGGCGGGUCGUCCACGAGUCGCUCUUGUCAUACAAACAUGCGUUUUAG
Messenger RNA from Saprolegnia diclina VS20, 1860 nucleotides. RefSeq lists its product as hypothetical. Lineage: Eukaryota; Oomycota; Saprolegniomycetes; Saprolegniales; Saprolegniaceae. The record is from RefSeq and is a predicted model, not a curated record. The transcript is spliced from 3 exons. The coding region runs from base 1 to 1860 and encodes 619 amino acids.